UGACUCUUUCUUCUUCGUUGAACUUGCUCUGCAACUUCAAUUCUAAAAGUCGUUAAAAACUUCUAAAAUUCAGAACUUUGGUUGUGGGGCUCCGAUUGACGAACUGUUUUCUUCGUGAGAUAGAGCCCAACAAUCUAAAGUAAUAUUGAGGGUCUCACACAGCAGCAAACAAAACAACCUCUGUGGCCUUUCGUCGAGCACCCUGCUUGUAUCUCUUGGGGUCGUCGUUCUGCUCGCCAUGGGGUCUGCUCAAGCCUCCACAGGCUGUCCAUAGCCAUUUUCCGGCCAGUUCGUGGGGUCAAGCGACCCUUCUUGUCCCUUAAUCCGUCCGCCCUUAUGAUCAGCCUCCAACUGAUGAAGAAGCAUUGAAAACCAUCCAAAUCCCCAGCAGAAGAGCAGUCAAGAGCCAGAACACCCAAACCCAAACAAAAGUGGGUCAGAGGUAGACAAGAUGAAUGAAGGAGAUGGCAAGUGGGAAAUUCGUGGGAAUGAAAUUACAGCAGAGAAGAGCACAAACGUUGGGAUUUCAGACUUCCACAACACAACAGGUCAUGUUGAAGGGCCCAGGGGCCCCGAACGUGGUCACAACGUUCAUGGGAAUAACAUCAGUGCAGAUGGAAGCAAGAGUGUUGGGAUUUCAAACUUUGGCAACCACACUGGCGGCUACAAGACUAAAGACGAAGCAACUAGCGGGUUGAGUGAAGGGUACGGCAGCAACAGCGGAUAUGAUCCUCUAAAUGAUGUCAACUGGAGCAGCGCCGGCCGUGGCGGUCAAGGAAAGGUGCCCAAAGGUGACGGUCACGACAUUAGGAGCAAUACCAUUAUAGGAGAUGGAGCCGAGGAAGGGUUUCACAACUUUAGAAAUGGCACUGAAGUUGACGGCGGCAGCAGCAAUAUUAGUGACAAUGAAAUUAGGGCAUGCAAUGAAGCCUCAAACGUUGGGAUGUCCAACUUUCACAACCAGGAUGCUGAAGGCGGCGGUGAACCCAAGAGUGUCGUGGGUCACAACAUUUGUGACAACAAAAUUAGUGCAGAUACUUCCACGAACGUGGGAUUGGACGACUUUGGCAACAUCAAAUAGAACUGCGAUCCCCAAUGGAAGAGUUUUCAGGUCCUAUAUCAUAAAACUUGCCGGAGCUAGUUCUAAAUGUGUGUACUCAUAUAGAGCAUUAGAGCACCAACGGGGCCCACAUUUUGAAAAGCUGAACAUACAAAAGCAUGAAAAACCAGCGGAUCCCAUGUUUGAAUCAAGUUAAAAAGUUGUUUUUUAUGUUCCAACGGUUGUUUUG
Molecule: messenger RNA, 1289 nt
Organism: Prunus avium (sweet cherry)
Lineage: Eukaryota; Viridiplantae; Streptophyta; Magnoliopsida; Rosales; Rosaceae
Source: RefSeq, a predicted model, not a curated record